This is a messenger RNA of Drosophila miranda, 1187 nucleotides long. Its product is annotated as ficolin-1-A-like. Bases 38 to 1090 code for a protein of 350 amino acids. Lineage: Eukaryota; Metazoa; Arthropoda; Insecta; Diptera; Drosophilidae. The transcript has 2 exons. The record is from RefSeq and is a predicted model, not a curated record.
UUUCUUUCGAAUCGACUGUGCGAGAGUCAAGUGAAACAUGAGAAGCUCGGCUUUCUUGGUCAUCGUCUAUGGGCUUUUGUUUCAAGGAGAAUCCUUCCUCGCCAGUGGAGACCAAGAAAUACAUGUCACGCGAGAAGUUAGCCUCGGGGAUCAGUGCAAUGGAUAUUGUUUCUCAGUGUUAAAGCCCUUCCUGGAUUAUUUCACCCAGCUGAAAGAAGCAACCGAUGCCAACAAUGAAAUGAGAGACAAAAUAAGCUCAUUGGAGGUCACCAUCAGCAAUUUGCAGAGCCAGCUCCUAAAAAACAAUAUCGAAAAAAUCAAGGACAAAGACAACCAAAUCAUGGACAAAGACAACCAAAUCAAGGGCCUCAGAGAGCAGAUAGAACUGGUUUCUGGAGUGCUGGCCGAAAAGAACGAUCAACUAUCGAAAAUCUACCAAACAGCGGAGAACAUUCCCGACACGUGUCCCAAUGGCAGCCCAAAUGGCGUUUUUCAGAUAAAGGUCAGGGGAAUAGACCCGUUCCAAGUUCCCUGCGUAUCGGAUUCGUCUGGGUGGACGGUCAUUGAAAGGCGGUUCGACGGAAGUGUGGACUUUAAACGAAACUGGACGGCUUACAAAGACGGAUUUGGAGAUAUCAGGGGAGAGUUCUUCCUGGGUCUGGAAAAGGUGCACUUGAUGACCGUAGCUCAGCCUCAGGAAUUGCAUAUACAGCUCGGAGAUGUUAAUGGCACUUAUCGCUAUGCCAGAUAUGACAAUUUUGUUGUGGGAAGCGAAGAAGAGGGUUUUAUGCUUAAAUCACUAGGUGAAUAUUCGGGAAAUGCUGGGGACUCCCUAAGGGGGCACGUGAAUGGAAAGUUCGCUACUAUUGAUCGGGACAGCUUUAAGAAGUGCGUUCAUUCUUUUGACGGUCCGUGGUGGUUUCAAGAUCCUACGUCUUGCGGACACAGUUCGUUAAACGGUAAAUAUACCAAAGAUGGGAUAGCCCAUGGAAGAAAUGGAAUUUCUUGGGCCCUCUGGAAUAAGUUUGAUUACAAACUCUCCCUGACUUUUGUGAAAAUUAUGAUAAGACCUAAGAGUCCGCAGACCUGAAGAAUAAUAAUAUAUUUAGUUAUGCUUAUCUUUGGCUCAAGUAAUGUAGAUCCAAUAAAAUUGAAAAAUUUUCACCCGACAAAAAAUGGUCACAAAA